Akanthomyces muscarius is the source of this 396-nucleotide messenger RNA. RefSeq lists its product as uncharacterized. The record is from RefSeq and is a predicted model, not a curated record. The coding region runs from base 1 to 396 and encodes 131 amino acids. The transcript has 2 exons. NCBI's taxonomy places the organism in Eukaryota, Fungi, Ascomycota, Sordariomycetes, Hypocreales, Cordycipitaceae.
AUGGACUACAUCGCAAAGCCCAAGCUCCUUGAAUAUCUCGAGCGUUUCGAGUACACAAGCUACCUCAAGUACAUCAAGUGUCUUAAGGACCUCAAGUCUCUCAAAUACCUCAAGCACGCCGACCUUUACAAGCGAAUCGAGUACUUCAAGCACCCCGGAGCUUACCAGCACGCCAACUAUAUCGAGCACAACCCCUGCCUCAAGCACCUCAACUACCACAAGUACAUCGGGUGCCUCAAAUACCUCGGACUUUCCGAGCACAUCAAAUAUCUCAAGCAAAUCAAGUUCCGCAAGUCCGCAAAGUACCUCAAGCACUUCAGAUGUACCGGACACCUCCACCAGCUCGAGCACACCGGUUGCAUCGAGUACGUUGACCACCGCAAGUAUAUCAAGUGA